Messenger RNA from Polychytrium aggregatum, 976 nucleotides. RefSeq lists its product as uncharacterized. The record is from RefSeq and is a predicted model, not a curated record. The transcript has 2 exons. Bases 188 to 976 code for a protein of 262 amino acids. Lineage: Eukaryota; Fungi; Chytridiomycota; Chytridiomycetes; Polychytriales.
CCGGUCUUGGCGCGGUUCCUUGGCAUCCGCGGCCUUGGCGUGACUUGAAAAAGGCCACCGUUCUCCCCUCCUGGCCAUCGCCGUCCACCCAGCAUCGCCCGCUUCCAUCCAGCCCCGCGUUCUUUUGCCCACCACAGCAUCUCAUCAGUACCCCUGCAGCUUUCGGCACUCCCGUAUCGACACCACCAUGGGCCGCAAAUCAGACUCUGACUCCGACUCCGACUCGGUUCUCUCGGAAUCGUCUUGUGAAGGCGUCGUGGUUGCCAUCGGCAGCAGCGUCGCCGUCCACCGGAUUCGGCACAUCGAAUCCCGACUCCAGCGUCGCCUUGGCCGCCUCCAGCGAAGGAUCGACAAGCUCAACCGCAAGAUCGACCGCCGAUGUCGCAAGCGCGGUCUGCCCUCGAUGAGCUAUCAGAUUCCGCCUCCCUUUCCCACUCAGACUUUCCCGCCGCUACCCCCUGGAACGCCUGUCGAUUCGAUAGAUAACCAUAUCCGGAGUGUCCAGAUCCUCCAGCAACAAAUCCGCGAGUACCGGCAGCAAAUCAACCUCCGUCGACAGAUGCUCCACUCCAUUCGCCGGGGAAUCUUUACCUUUACCUCGUCGGGGUCGGCACCGAUCGUGCCGAUGGUUGUCCCCGGACCGCCGAUGCCGCCGAUGCCACCGAUGCCACCCAUGGCCCCGAUGGCCCCGAUGGCUCCUAUGGCUCCUAUGGCCCCGAUGGCUCCUAUGCGACCCAUGCAGCCUAUGCAGCCUAUGCAGCCUAUGCCGCCCAUGCAACCCAUGCAGCCUAUGCAGCCUAUGCAACCUAUGCAGCCCAUGCCAUCUUCCUCCAGUGGAUAUUCUUAUGCCGUCUAUGCCCGCGGCACCAGUGGGUUCAAUUCCGGCUAUGCGCCGCCACCCGGCGGUCCUCCUCCAUACGAGUCUCUCCAAGGCACCGAUCUCAAGGCACCUCCUAGCGACAUGAAAAAGCUGUAG